AUGCAAGCAUCGCUUUCUUCUCUCUUCCCGUUAAAUCCUCCAAAGAUCUGCCAAACUCAGACAAAGAAACUUCAGCAUAUGCUCAGCCCUCGUUGUUUUCUCUGGCUGGUAACCCGCCGCGAAUUUCCUUUCUCUUCAAUUCUCUUUUUCCCGAUCUGAACUCACCUUCUCGCAUUCAAUCGCACGGUUUAGCCACCAUCUCUCUGCAUUCUAUUCAGUUUUUACGGAUCUUUUGAUUACUGGUACAAGUGAUCCUGCAGAUAGUGUCCAAGAAGGUUAUGUGUUUCCGUUGGUGCUGGGUGAAAUGAAGGGUGCAAGUUUACCACUGCCGAGUGCAGCUAUAUUGCCUUCUCCCAUCUUGCCAUGGAGGUUUAAGAUUCGAUGGGAUUCAAUCAUGAGAAUGGGUGCAGAUUUACAGGAUUUGUUCUUAUAUGAGGCCUUCUUGUACUAUAACCCCCUUCUUCUUGUGACAAUGAUGGUUUAGCUCUGGGGAGUGAGCUUAUGGGUUUUCUCACAGGGCAGUGUUAAUUAUGCAAAAAAUUUUGAUCUUGAUCAAACUCAUCUUACUCACAAAGAUAUAUGGAAGCGUAGCAUUUGGAUGACCAUUAUUGUCCCAACUAGCAUGACAGCAUAUCUUUAUCCCUAUUCCCAUGGAGAAGUAUCAUUGGCUGCAUCACAACCAGUGUAGCAUCUGUCCUGCCCAUUAUACAAUUUUGUUGCAUUAUUUUUGCAACUGUUAAACUUUAUUGUACUCAUUCCACUUUAUUGUAUCAUUUGCUAAGGUAUGAAGCUGCAUCAUUUUUUGGUCCUUUGUUUUUGGUAUAUUUAAUUGAAAAGCUAUAGCUAGGGACAUAUUUAGGAAUGGUGUUGUGAAUCUGCACGGUCCUGGAGAAGCUCUAUUUUCCUGCAUUUUAGAUUCAGAUAGAUUGUAUGGCAUGGAAAGUACCAGCUUUCCUACUCUUUCAAACUUUUCUAUCCUAGGCUAAAGCUACGAUAUUGGAAUCAUUCAGUUCUGUGAAAGGAGCUUCAUUUCAUAAUGCACUUAUAAUUGUCAAUUGAGUGCAGGUAUUUUCAGAUUUGGAACGUUCAGUUUGCCAUAUGGUUCACCGCCAGAUCUUAAAAGGACGAAGAGGGGAAGAAGACGAAGACGAUAGAAACUGUCCGUCCUUGUUAGGAUUUUUGAUGCACAAGGGCUUAGGGUGCGCUUGGUUAGUGAGGAGACUUUUCUCCAUAGAUUCUCUAGGAACACCUCUUAGGGGUUUCAUAAUACCAUGAUUGUGAGUUUUAGGCUAUUUAUUUACCUGUUAAUGUUUAUGAGUCUGUUAGGUGUUUCUUUGUCUGUAUGAGUCUUCAUGUUGAGGCCACUUGACCUUGAAGAAGGGAAAUUUACUUGAUCAAAGGUUAUUCUAGUAUACUUGGUAGAUCUUUUUUGAGUCUUUCAUUAGGAAUUAUGGCUUAUAAAUAUCUGAGCAUGGUAUUUGCAAUUGAGUAUAGUCUUACAAUAAAACUAAUUUGUUUGAAAAGUAAGAUGGUAAAGUUUGUUCUUCUAGGUGCCGUGUGUGCAUUCCUUAAUCUGCUAAUAAUUAAGUAGUAUUUGAAGGCAAAAAUUCAUCUAAAAUGAAUUUGCUUUUUCAGUUCCCCCAUUUUGUGAGUUUGUACAUUUUCGAAGAGUAAGUUCAUUGUUUGGGGUUUGUAAUCUUGUUUACUGAUUAUUUAAUUUUCCUUUUUUUUUUUUUUUUUUGGUACCAACUGCCUUUUGUGUUGAUUCCAGUUCGGCAUGUUGUCCCUUUUCUGAGUACUGCACUCUUAUUUCCAAUUAUCAGAAAUAUCAUUCCUACAAAAUAGUAUAUGUAUGUCUCAGCUAAAACUUUACUUUGAUUAUCACAUAUUAAAAACCUUGUGAAGUGUUUUCAUUUUGAUAUUUAGCUUCGAGAAUCAUAAAUAAUCUGAGCGAUGAUCAUGAGUACUUGCUUGGAGCACUUGGGAGUAUUUUGAUGAGCAAACUCAUUCUGGAUAUUUGUGAUACUGUUUUGGUUGGUGCUUGCUCUGGCUUCACUUUUAAGUUGGUCUGCCUAAGGGGUAGCUUUUCAAACCAAUUUUUACUGUCAAGUAAAUAGAAAAGUUCGGUCAUUCAAAUGUUUUUAUGGCCAGUUACCUUGAAUGGAUUAUGCAACACAUUAAAUAAGGGAGCCAACUUAGCAUCACAAUAUCAACAAAAAGAAAUUUUUUCU
Messenger RNA from Rubroshorea leprosula, 2231 nucleotides. NCBI's taxonomy places the organism in Eukaryota, Viridiplantae, Streptophyta, Magnoliopsida, Malvales, Dipterocarpaceae. The record is from the annotation of a GenBank genome assembly.